CGCUGCGACGCAAGUACGGUACGGGGAGGACGAGAAGCAACGGCGCGAGUGCGCCACACGCUGGCUGGGAGCGGCCGCCGACGGCGAAUACCCACCAGGUACACCGGUCCGGUCCGGGAGCUGGGGAGGAAGCUAGGGGAGUGGGACCGGAGAGCGCAAUCGGCAGAGAUCAGAGAGGGUUCAUCCGGGGAUGCCCACUAUGGAAGCAGGAACAUCCACCAACCAGGUGCUGCAACAACUGUCCUGGUCUUCUCUGCAUGCUGAUCUGCUCAAUCUGAUCGCGGACAGGGUUAUCGCAACCGACUUGUUGGACUAUGUCAGGUUCCGAGCGGUGUGCGUCGGCUGGCGUGACACCACUCCCUGCCCACAGGGCCAUGGGGUGGUUGACCCGCGCUUCCACCCACGCCAAUGGAUGAUGUUUCCAGAGGGCAGCGGGCUGCAGCCUGGCCACCCUGCUUUGGGUGGCUAUGUCCGCUUCUUCAACGUCUCCACUGGUGCCUUUGUCCGUGUCCACCUCCCUUGCUUCAAGAACCAUUCCGUGCUUGACUGCCCCGAGGGCCUCCUACUGCUGGAGCACGAAAAGGACUCUGCCAUGUGCCUCCUUCACCCCUUCACUGGUGAUGUGGCCGAGUUCCCUCCCCUAUCCUCCCUCAUCCAACAGCUGAUCAAGUUGCGCUUCAACAAAGGCGAGAAUACUGCCCAAUUAAGGUGUGGCUUAUUCAAUAUCUUUGCAGCUGUCUCUGUCCGUGCGGAUCACACUGUCACAGUCAUGCUCGCGAUCAGCAACGUUGGGCACGUGGCAUAUGCAUCCACCGGUGACCGGCAAUGGACUCUCGCAAGCUGGGAAAUGAGUGGCGUGUGGACAGCAGUCCCGUUCCAUGGCAGCUUCUAUGUGGUGAGGGAGUGGAAACGUAACCCCUCGAUCAUGCGCAUCGAUCCACCGGACGGAUCCAGUCCUUCCUUUUGGUCGUCGACACCGCCGCAAAAGGUUGCCACAUGCCCAACCGAGCAGAUGACUAAGCCUUACCUGGUGGUGUGCAAUUCUGAGCUUAUUCUAGUUGGUUAUGCAGACAAACACUCCAGGCUUGUGGUUCUUCGGCUUGCUGACCUCCUGCUCGGAGCCUCUGCACUACCAUUGAUGAGCAUCGGUGACAACGCCCUCUUCAUUGGCCCUAGCAACAUGACUGUCAACUCCAAGAACCUACCGUGCGUCCAGGGGAACUCCAUCACCAUCCUUACUACUUCGGGUAGCGAUGGUCAACUGCUCCAAUACGAUCUGGCAAAAGGUACCCGGUCAGUGGUGUGCGAUGGGAACUUUCUAAAGUUCAGCUGGCCUAUACCGAGGCCAUAUAGCCUUGUCCACCACAUUGUCACUUGCUGCCACCGUCUUUUCUGGAGCAGUGGUCACAUCUGGCGUGACAACGAAUCUGAGGUUUACAUGCAGUGGGGUGCCAGAGCACGCGCAAGAGUCCCAGUCUCCCUAUAUCUUCAUCUGCUUCAAGUGCAUGACGGAAGAAAUUUCUGACUGCGCCCAUCCACGUGUUUACCACUACAGUGUAUCUACUCUCGUGAUGAUAUUUCAGUCUCUUGCUCUGGAACGCACACAGAAAAAUGCUUCAUUAUUGUGCUCUGUCGUUAACUGGUAAACUAUGCUUCCACAGUGCUGUGACCUUCAGUAGAUGUACUCAUUAAACAUUAACUCAUGAUGCUGAAUUGCUAGUGAGUUGCAUC
This is a messenger RNA of Lolium rigidum, 1731 nucleotides long. RefSeq lists its product as uncharacterized. The coding region runs from base 191 to 1525 and encodes 444 amino acids. The transcript is spliced from 3 exons. The record is from RefSeq and is a predicted model, not a curated record. NCBI's taxonomy places the organism in Eukaryota, Viridiplantae, Streptophyta, Magnoliopsida, Poales, Poaceae.